AUGAGUAUUCAAUGAAAAUGCAUCCAUAUUUAAGAGCAAAAAACGUGAAAUUCAACUUAACAUCCCAUACUCUCAAUCCCUAAACACUAAAGAUAAGACGGCUUCACAAAAAAAUCAAGAUAUUAUAGAAUAACCAAAACCAUUCUUAACAUCCGUAUACAGAGUAUAAAAAUUAUAUUCCGUAAUAUACCCCAUAUGAAAAUGGCCAACAUAUAUUGAUUCAUGAAAAAAGUCCAUCACUCUCACAACAACCUUUACUUUAUAUCCAAAAAGUUUUGGGAUAGUUUCCCUUCUCUUCCUUCUUCUUUCCUUCAUCCUCCUUAAAUUUCCAAACUCCAAUUCCACCACCACCAUUCUAAAUUCCCCAACCUCAUUUUUUCUCUCUCUAAAAAAUAAAAAUAAAUAAAUAAAUAAAAAACCUCUUUGAUGCGCCCUUUAUUCAUCUCUCCUAUAAAAACCUCCUUCCCUCUUUCACUUUCUCUCUCCUCCUAUAAAUCCACCACCUUCCUCCGAUCUUCUCCUCUUCUUCUUCUUCUCUCGUCUUCUUCUUCACCUCCACCUUCAUUCUCUCUCCUCCGAUUUCUGCGCUCGUUUUCCGGCGAUUCGAGAUCUUCUUCAAUGGCGACGGCUCCUCCGCCGAGGUCCACCACGCCGUCGAUCGGAGUUCCUGCUGUCGGAGCCGUCGCUAGCGACGUCGGCAUCUCUAGAAGGUCCUGGAACAAGUUUAAGCGCGACUCCAUUUUCUCUCUCUUCACUCCUUUCGUUCUCUCUCUUGCUGCUGGUAAUCUUCGUCUUGAAUCUUUCCGCCAUUACAUCUCUCAGGAUGUUCAUUUCCUCCAGGCCUUCGCUCACGCGUAUGAAUUAUCGGAAGAAUGUGCGGAUGAUGAUGACGAUAAAAUUGCGAUUUCGGAGUUGAGGAAGAACAUUCUUAAAGAAUUGCAUAUGCACGAUUCUUAUGUUCAGGAAUGGGGAAUUGACCUUGGUAAAGAAGAAAGCUCUGUUAACUCUGCAACUCAAAAGUACAUAGAUUUUCUUUUAGCAACAGCUUCAGGAAAAGUUGAAGGAGUAAAAGGUCUUGGUAAGCUUGCAACGCCAUUUGAGAAGACAAAGAUAGCAGCUUACACUUUGGGUGCAAUGACACCUUGUAUGAGGCUGUAUGCUUUUCUUGGCAAGGAGCUUAAGGCUUUGGCGGAUCCAGAUCUCAAUACUCACCCCUACAAGAAGUGGAUUGACAAUUAUUCGUCUGAAGGCUUCCAGGCAUGCACUUUGCAAAUCGAAGAAUUGCUGGAUAAAUUGAGUGCUUCUCUAACUGGUGAAGAGCUUGAUGUUAUUGAAAAGCUUUAUAAACAGGCCAUGAAACUUGAGACAGAAUUCUUUGGGGCACAAACACUAUCACAAAAGACCGUCGCUCCGUUGUGGAAAGAGCUUAAUCCUGAAGAAUCACGUCUCAUGCUGUUUUCAGAUUUUGACUUGACUUGUACAGUUGUUGAUUCAUCUGCAAUAUUAGCUGAGAUCGCAAUUGUAACAGCUCCGAAGUUUGAUCAAAGUCCAACUGACGGUCAAAUUACUCGGAUGUCAUCUGCUGAUUUGAGGAACACAUGGGGUGUUCUCUCGAGGCAGUACACAGAGGAGUAUGAACAAUGCAUCGAGAAUGUUUUAUCAACGGAUAAAGGAGGGGAGUUCAACUUUGAUGCUCUGCAAACGGCUCUUGAGUUACUUGCUGAUUUUGAGAAAAAGGCCAAUGCAAGGGUGAUUGAUUCUGGAGUCCUUAAAGGUGUGAACCUUGAAGAUAUUCGGAAGGCUGGUGAACGUAUAAUCCUUCAAGAUGGCUGUACUAGUUUCUUCCAGAAUGCUGUACAUAAAGAAAAUCUGGAUGUGACUGUCCAUGUACUUUCAUAUUGUUGGUGCGGUGAUUUAAUCAGAUCAGCUUUUUCAUCAGGUGGUUUGGAUGCAUUAAACAUACAUGCAAAUGAGUUCAACUAUGAAGAAUCCAUUUCCACCGGUGAAAUCAUCCGGAAGGUUGAAUCUCCCAUUGACAAACUUCAAGCAUUCGAUGAGAUCUUGGUCAGUUGUGGUGACGACAAGAAGAAUUUAAGUGUAUAUAUAGGGGAUUCUGUUGGUGACUUGCUUUGCUUACUCAAGGCGGACAUAGGAAUUGUUGUUGGAUCGAGUUCAAGUUUGAAGAGACUUGGGAGUCACUUUGGGGUUUCAUUUGUCCCAUUGUUUGAAGGUUUGGUGAAGAAACAAAGGGAGUGUGUUGAAGGAGAUUCUUUCAAUUGGAAGGCCAAGCCUGGUGUUCUUUACACAGCCUCUAGCUGGUCCGAGUUACAUGCAUUCAUUUUGGGGUGUUAGGAUAGAUUCUUGCCUUUGAUGAGCCAAUUUUCAUUUUAGUUUAGGAUUGAAGCAACUGCCAUAUAUCAUAGGAUAUCCAUACAAAAUUGGUGGCUAGUUUUAUUAUGGGCCACAGAUGAGCUAUUGUUUUUUUUGCCUUUUUUGUCUAUAGGCAUAGCGUCAUCGUUAUUUUGAAGACUUAGUUUGCUACCAUUUUCAGCUGGCAUGCUGUUAAAAAAUGAUACCUACAAAAGCUGCUAUCUAGACCUCUCCAUUCAACUCCUUGACAUUGGUAAUGCAAUUUCUGAACUGUCGUAUGGUGUGGUUAAGUAUACUUUCUGCAGGAGCAACAAGAUCCUUGGUGGUUUCAGAGUGCGAGUACUGCAGCCGCAUCAUGUUAUGACCUCUUUGUUCUGUCAUUGCAUUCUUGUUCAACAAUUGGGGUUAUAUAGGAACUAGGAACAUAAUAUUGGAACCUGGAAGUUCAAAUAGAACGUAUAAUUGUUGUAUUCCCAUUACUGUUUUGCUGAUAUUCAAAACUUUGAUUCUACUUCUGAUAUAUUCUUGGAACAACUUUUGUGGAUAAGAAGCUGGUUUUGGGCUUUAAAA
Chenopodium quinoa (quinoa) is the source of this 2940-nucleotide messenger RNA. RefSeq names its product bifunctional TH2 protein, mitochondrial-like. The coding region runs from base 427 to 2352 and encodes 641 amino acids. The record is from RefSeq and is a predicted model, not a curated record. The transcript has 6 exons. Gene Ontology annotation, cellular component: cytosol. NCBI's taxonomy places the organism in Eukaryota, Viridiplantae, Streptophyta, Magnoliopsida, Caryophyllales, Amaranthaceae.